This is a messenger RNA of Ictidomys tridecemlineatus (thirteen-lined ground squirrel), 6263 nucleotides long. RefSeq names its product interactor of HORMAD1 1 (gene Iho1). Gene Ontology annotation, biological process: meiotic DNA double-strand break formation; homologous chromosome pairing at meiosis; DNA recombination. The record is from RefSeq and is a predicted model, not a curated record. NCBI's taxonomy places the organism in Eukaryota, Metazoa, Chordata, Mammalia, Rodentia, Sciuridae. Gene Ontology annotation, cellular component: condensed nuclear chromosome.
AUUUUUAAUCCUCCUGCCUCAGCCUCUGAGCUGCUGGGAUUACACAGCACUGCUUCUUGCUUAGCUGGGUUUUUAAAUUUUUUUUUUCAGUUCUCAUCUCACUCUGAGGUAUUUUACUAAUUUAUUUGCUUGCUAGGAGCAAUGGUGCAUACCAGUAAUCUCAGCGAUUAGGGAAGCUGAGGCAGGAGAUUCACAAGUUUGAGGAGAAGUUUAGCAAGACACUGUCUCAAAGUUAAAAAAAAAAAUGUUUAAAGGAUCUUGGGAUGUGGCUUUCAGGUAGAGUGCCCCUGGGCUCAAUCACCAUUACCAUAAAAAACAAACAACAAAAAACACAUACUUAUUUGCUUUGUGGGAAAGCAGUAUUGCAUUGAUUUACAAAGAAGAAAUUAUCUAAACUCUGUUCAGGAGGGUUGAGACCAAAAAAUUAACUGUAAUACUCAGUUUCAACUCUGCAGGAACAUUUUUUGCUGCUGGAGUGAAUGUGAGAGUUUAUGAUCUGUUAUAUGGAGUCUUAUGAACUGAGAGCAGGUGAAUGUGGUCAGCCCAAGGAAACCAUGGAUUCAUUUGAGAAAGAGACAAUCAUAAGAAAUGAAUUUUAAUGUCUGGAACAUCAAAGAGAUGCUCAGUAUUCCUUCAGGCCCAGGGACCACUAAGUCAUCUAACUGGAAUAAUAAUCAGACUGAUUAUACUGCUCUCAGUGAUUCUCAGUUCCUCUUUGGAUCUCAGUUUUGUCCAGAAAAUUCAGAGACCCUGUCAGCACCCUUGGAUUUCAGUGCCCACUUGAGACAUUCAAAACAGUCACAACAGAAUUCUCUGGAUAGUGAACCUAGUAUUUUCACAAAGUACCAGACAAAACCCCAGCUCUUUGCAGGAGAUACAAAAGAUAUAGGCCUAUUUUCUCUUCCUUUGCCAGUUGGAAAGUCAAAAGGUCUUUUGACACAGUUUGAGGAGAAAAACAAAAGGACAAAAGAUCAAUGUGACAGUGAGACUCUAUACAACUUUGUUUCCCAGGUCAGAGAAAGCAUUCAUAGGUUGCAGAUGUCUGUGGAAAAGUCUGAGGAACAUCUCAGUUCAAGAAGCCAAUCUAUUUUGGAUUCUUUGGAGAAUAUGGCUAAGACAUUGCAAGAUACUACACGGUCCCAGAGUGACCUAAUAUUUGAGGCAGUGCAAGAGAAAAUCAAUGUGGAGCAAGCUAUUCUUGAGAUACAGAAGAAAUUUGAAACUAGUCAAGCAGAGUUUAUAGAAAUGAAAUCCAACCUGGAGAACCUGGAAGUUUUAGUUGCCCAGCAGAGUAAGGACUUCCAGCAACUGUGUGAACAGCUAGACCAGCUGAAGGUGCCCAGUGUCCUAGCAGAACUGAAGAGAUUGAUCUUGGUGCCUCAGAUACCUGAGCAUGUGAAAGACAACACUUCUCAGACUUCACCAAGUCUGACCCAGAGCCUCAAUUUUACCAGGCAGGAAAAAUAUGCCUCUGAGGAGCUGGUUAUGUGGCAGGCCCAGGCUCACACUGCUGCAGGAAACCCAAGUACAGGCUCCUUAGUGACAAGGGAAUUUGGUAUCAUGGGUGAGGGAACAAAGGGUGAUGCUCUCCAGAAAGAGGUUGCACUGCCAGCCCUUUGGCCUUGUAAAGGAAAUGAGCAUGUAAAGGACAAGUCAGUACAGACUAAUUGCCAAAAUUGGGCAAUUACUAAAGCAGAUUCUAAGAACCAUGGCUCCAGAAUCCCAGGCCAUAAAGUUCUUGGUGACAGUGACCUGCUUUACCAAGGAAAUUCACAGCUCAUAUCCCUGGAUUUACACAACUUUGCAAUGAGCAUUAAGAAUCUCUGCCCAGAAUAUCAAGCAAAAAGCAUAUUCUCUUGUGCCCCUAGUGAACAGUUGGAAACUGAACAGAAAGGCAGGACUGUAGAAAGAGGGAGGAAAUGCAAAAGGCAGCCGACCAGGAAAACCCAGAGAGGCAGGUUUGCAAGGAAGAGAGAACAAACCCCAAGUAAGACCUGUAUUUUCAAUUAUAAAUAUCAGAAUCCCCAGUCUCCAGUUUCUGAUGAACGAAUUCCCCCUACGGAGCAGCAGGAACCCCUUGCUCAGCCUCUGCAUCUGCGGGGUCCCAGAAGCUCCACAAAAUCAGUCUGCCAUGUUCUGGGAGGAACUGUCAAGUCCAGUAAAAUAGCACCAGCAGUGCAAGAGAGCCUCUCAAAGUUUCCUGAAUGUUCUUCCCAAAACAAAGAUCUGCAUUCCAGUAGCUCCCAGGGGGACCACCAAAUGCGCUGGUUCAGUGACCUCAAUCUUGGAAAUUCAGAGUCUCCUCCAUGCAAGGAAACAGGGAAGAAUUUGCUCUAUGACCUGGGUUUUGAUAGCAGUGAUGAUGACUUCUGACCAUCCAACAGUGACUUCAGUUGGUUUAUUGAGCUCAGGUAGAAAGACAAAUUGGAGAAUUCUUGACUGGUUGAUAGAGUGAGAGGCCUUGCUAGGAAGGGCUCAGUGGGAGGCAGGGGUAGGAUCAACUCUCUGGGUAUCAGAUUUUGCCUAUGACAAGGGCAUAACAGACAAAUGCAUCCUUAAUUAUUGGAAUGAAAUGUAGAGACAGUGGUCUCCAGUGGUGAUAAAUAUGAAACAACAGCCUGGUGGUGGGGGCAUUGGGAGAGAGGGUACUUGGUGAAAGUGGGGAGAGCUUCCUUGAAUAUUGUGUAGCAGAGGAGCACUCAUGAAACUGGUACUGUGGCAACAUGACUCCCAAACAUCAUAUUUAUCAUCUUCAAAAUAUUGCCUGCACAUGAUCAAUACCUUUCCAGACCUUGGGAUUUUUUUCUAUCUUGAUCUAGUUAUAUUAGAAUUUUCAUUGUUUAACCAGUGGGCAUAUUAUAUAGGACACACUAAGUCAGUCUUCUGCUGAACAGUAUUAAGGCUGCCAAUGAAAGAGAGGUAAUAUGCACAAAACUACUGUUUAGAGCACUAUAGUUCUAAGCCACAUACAUAAGAUUUUCUUCCGUGUUUCUUUUGUAAUAAAAAAAUAUAAAACCUUUAAAAAGUAUGUAUUUUUUUCAUUAAGUUUAUUGAACUGACCCCCUAGUUCAAUUUUUUCUAAAAUUUAAGAAAACAAAUUGACAAGAUACCAUAUUUUUAUUUUCUAAGGCUCUCAUAGAUGAUUUGAAUAAACAACACCCCAUUCAAACUGGUUUUUUAUCCUAUUUUCUAAGAAAGUGAAAAUCCUCAUGGGAUGAAAAAUUUCAAGGAUUUGUCCAUUUCCAAUACAACUCAGUGGCCUCAGUGUAAAUGACACUAACCUUAAACCCUAACCCUAACCCAGUGACACCAGAGCCACUAGGUUGCAGACUGAGUUGCCAAAAGACUGUUUCAGAAAGCAGUCAUUCUUGAUUUUUUUAUUCUUUAUUUUCAGGGAGGUGUGUCCCAUAAAAAUUUGGAGGAGUUGAGUUUGCCUGUGACAGACACCCUUGGCAUGGGUGUCAGACACCAGCCUAAGCUGUUCUCACUCUCAUUUUCAGACCAAGGGCCUCCUGUGGUCUGUACUGGGACCCAUGGUCAAUCACAGUAAUUUUCUGAGGCCAAGAAGUUCAGGUAUGGGUUCUGCCUCAACUGCCCUGGCCUCUUCUUCUUGUGGGCUACAUUGGCUGUCUGCUCACCCGCCCUCUGUGGAUUCCAUUGCCUCCCCUGAUGAUUUUCAUUACUAGUGCAAAGAAAGUAUGGGAGGAAGAAGUCCAGCCACACCAAGUUUCAUCAAUUCCCAGAGUGACUACAGGUGCCUAUUAAGUGUUAAGAGGGCCCUAUACUCUAAAUUGAACAGUUUAAUAUAUAUAGUCAUUUUAAUUCAAAGUUGAGACCCUAAUGAGAGAACACCAUCAGUAUUUUUUACUGUGGUCCUUCUGCCCCCACCCAGUACUGCAAAUUGGACCCAGGUGUUCUCUACUACUGAGCUACAUCCCCAGCCUUUUGUAUUUUUUUAGACUGUCUUGCUAAAUUGCCAAAAUUGGCCUUCAAAUUUGCAAUCCUGCCUUAGUCUCUGCAGUAGCUGGGAUUACAGGCCUGUCACCAUGCCCAGCAACAGUGGCCUUCUUGAAGGGUCUAAUUUGAGAAUGCCAAAGGAUACUCUAUUCUUUGAUUCUGCUAUGAGUUAUGAUACUCUGUAUUUCUUCAGAAGUAUUUCACUUGGUGUAAUGAAGUCAAAGUUCGGAGUGAUUCAGUUUUCCACAAGUUAGGUGUUUUUGUAGGAUGAGCAAUAAACUUAUAUCCUAACAAAGCUAGGUUAAUUAAAAUUACACUGUUUAUCUUUGCUGAUCAUCAGGAAAGGAUAUUCUGUUUCUUAAUUUUAUUCCUAAGGCCUUUUUUUCUUCUUAAUUAACUUCUGUGAUUCCUGCCAGACUUGGUGAGCGUGACACAGCCCAGGCAUGUCCCUGGAGCAUGCAUCGUUUUUGGCUCUUCAUAUGCUUCUAGCUACAUAGGUGGAGGUGGUAGGUGGGUGGUCUAUGGGCCAGAGCCUGAGAGCCUCCCACAGGCUCCUCCCUCUGUUACAACUGCAUGUACAACCAAGAGUGAAAAUGAAGCUAACUGCAUCACCUGAUUGACAUUCCAGGAUCAAUUUAAAUGUCAUCUACAGAAAAGCUGUUCAUGUCCUCCCUACUCACCUCCCAUUACACUGUUUUGUCUGUGUGCCAUCUGAAAUUAUAUGUUAAUUUGCGUAUUUGUUUCAUUUGCCUUGCACAAAAAUAUUAACUCCAAAAGAGCAGUAUCUUCCCUGUCCCUACUGUGUCCCCAGUAUUCAGGAGAGUGCCUGACACUAGUACACACUUAAUAAGUACUUAUGCAAACAGUUCCUUGAAAAGUACAGCCUUUCUAUAGCAUUUGUUUGCAGUUCCCCUUUUCUGUGUUUUUGUCUGUUUUUGGUGCCAAGGAUUGAACUCAGGGGCACUUGACCAUUGAGCUGCAUCCCCAGCUCUUAUUGAUUUGCUUAGGGCCUUGCUAAGUUUCUGAGGCUGUUUGAACUCAUGAUCCUCUGCCUCAGCCUCCCUAGUUGCUGGGAUUACAGGCAUGCACCACCACGCCCAGCGUUUGUUUGCCUCUGGAAGCUUCCAAAGGGCUCCUGAUGAGGGGUCUUCUGCAAGAUGUCCAUUUCUGUCUCCUAAUAACUUCUCUCACCCAAAUAUCCAGAAUACAAUGGCUUCCCUGCCCUCAAAAAUAUUAGUGAACUGAGUCCUACAAAGUUUGGGUAGUUUUGAAAUUUCUUUAUACCAGGCCUUAGGCCAAAAUUCUUGAUCAAAUCAGGCAUUUUCCAGACAGCCUAGGACAGAGUCCUUCCACACUAGGGUUGGGAUCCAUUGUCAGAUUUCCUGAGUAAAAUUUUGUUCCUUCUGUAAAUAUUUAGCUAGAACCUAAAUAUUAAUGUUCUCCCACCAAUUCCAAGGAGAAAGCAAACUGCCAGAACCUGAAAUGGUCUCAGGAUGACACAACACAGCCUUUUCAAUAAUUAUCUAUGAUCAGGUGCACUGGCUUCCCAAGCAUCCCCUUCUUUGCAUGACUCUUUGUUUUUUGCUACCAUAUUAAGCAUCUUGUAACUCAGAGCAGUAUCAUUCUGACAGGUGCCUAGCCAUUUCAGGUGAGAUUGACCUGAGUUAGGCCCCUUUUGCAAAUCCUCUUCAUCAGUCUUUCUGGAAUGUUAGCGGCUCACAAGUCCACUGGCAGCAGGAUGGUGUUGCUGUUCUAUUGGUUUAUUCCAGGGUACAAAGAUAAAGGAUAGGCCCCCAUACUGUCUGCUCUCCUGACCCCUUUGGAAUCUUCUCUGGGAUUGAAAGGGUCCAGGAGAAUGCCACCAAGCCAGGGCAGGUUGGCCAUUCUCCAACUGAGGGGAGCAGGAGGCAGCGCAAGAGGAAUCCUAACUCGGAGAUGAGAAUAUAGAUUCCAGUGCCCAGUAGUGCCAUCUCUCUAGCAUACAGAAAAAGGCAUGCUAAAAGUGUCCUGGUGCUUACCUGGCAAGAGUUCUGAGUCUAGAACAGAUCCAUGUGCCAUUUGGAUAGGAUGAGGUCAAGGUUAUAGUUUCUAGCUCUCAACUGUCUCUCUCUGCCUCUACUGGACUUCAUUCUUAUUCCUGUCCUUGUUCUCUUUCCUUGUUGUGUCAUUUCUCCUCAGCCUUCCCCUCCAGCCCUUCAGCUUUUCCUUUCUAGGAGCCUCUACAGACGAACUCCUACCUUAAGUAUUUACUUGUUUACAAAUUUUAUCAAUCUGCUUAUAAUAAAGUUGGUUUUUAGUGACUUUGA